AUGCAAACACGCUCAUGCGGCAAAUCCAAUUUGUUGAGCUUCACCGAACUUCAACGAGCUGAACGAGCUAAACGCGAGCGUCAACGGCAGAACAGAGUAGAGGCAGAGUCGAGUUCAGGAUUUCAGACAGGUUCCGAGUUACAGCUAAGUGACGACGACUCUGGUACUGAUACGAUGGCAGAUAAUCACGGAGGAGCUCCUCCACCGGGAGCGAUUCCACCACAAGCCGGGAUUCCGGUUCAAGCUCAACGACCGGCAAGAAAAAUUGGUGCUGAUGCAGGAUAA
Molecule: messenger RNA, 285 nt
Organism: Microthlaspi erraticum
Lineage: Eukaryota; Viridiplantae; Streptophyta; Magnoliopsida; Brassicales; Brassicaceae
Source: the annotation of a GenBank genome assembly